CCUCUUCCUCUCUCUCAAGAGACCGAGAGAGAGAGAGAGAGAGAGAGUAUAGAGAGAGAGAGAGAGAUCAUCGUCUUCAUCAUCUUCAUCAUCAUCAUCGAAAUCGAGUAUCGAGAGUUUUUGAUCGAUCGAUCGAUGGAUCCGGACGGGGUGGCGCGGGCGUUCGUGGAGCACUACUACAGGACGUUCGACGGGAACCGGGCGGCGCUGGGGGGGCUGUACCAGGAGGGGUCGAUGCUGACGUUCGAGGGCGACAAGAUCCAGGGCGCGCAGUCCAUCGUCGCCAAGCUCACCUCCCUCCCCUUCCAGCAGUGCCUCCACCACAUCUCCACCGUCGACUGCCAGCCCUCCGGCCCCCAGGGCGGCAUGCUCGUCUUCGUCUCCGGCGCCAUCCAGCUCGCCGGCGAAAACCACCAGCUCAAGUUCAGCCAGAUGUUUCAUUUGAUGCCGACGCCUCAGGGGAGCUUCUACGUGCUGAAUGACAUAUUCCGUCUGAAUUAUGCUUGAAGAGUCUUUUAGAGAGUCUGGAAGAUAACUUUUCCUCUUUUGGAUUUGCUAUGAAGUGAUGGUUGUUAUUUCCUUCUUUGCUCGUUUUCGUCUUUGGUUUUUUUUUUUUUUUUUCUUUUGGUCCAAUUGAAUGAGUAAUUGAAGCAGGAUGUUCGAACCUGUUCGAAGACCUAUACAUCAUCUUAUCCUCCCCAUGUUUUAGGGAGGUGGCACAGUGCUUCUCUUAUCAGUAUUGAAGAUUUGUUUUCUUUUUUGACUUUUCGGUGCAUGGAUGCUAAUUAAUGUCUAUAAAUCUCUUGAAUGUUUGUUUU
This is a messenger RNA of Ananas comosus (pineapple), 818 nucleotides long. RefSeq names its product nuclear transport factor 2-like. The record is from RefSeq and is a predicted model, not a curated record. Gene Ontology annotation, cellular component: nuclear pore central transport channel. The transcript has 2 exons. Gene Ontology annotation, biological process: nucleocytoplasmic transport. The coding region runs from base 136 to 507 and encodes 123 amino acids. Lineage: Eukaryota; Viridiplantae; Streptophyta; Magnoliopsida; Poales; Bromeliaceae.